This is a messenger RNA of Uranotaenia lowii, 3250 nucleotides long. It is a transcript of the gene Klp67A, whose product is annotated as kinesin-like protein KIF18A. The transcript is spliced from 5 exons. The coding region runs from base 282 to 2936 and encodes 884 amino acids. Gene Ontology annotation, molecular function: ATP binding; microtubule binding; microtubule motor activity. The record is from RefSeq and is a predicted model, not a curated record. Lineage: Eukaryota; Metazoa; Arthropoda; Insecta; Diptera; Culicidae. Gene Ontology annotation, biological process: microtubule-based movement.
AACAAAACGGUUUUCGUAGAAUGUGCCAGCAAGUUCGUUACAAUUUGUCUAUCUUCGUACAAUUUCUGUAUUUUCAGGUGUAAACAUGAUUUCGGCUCUGCAAAUUAGUUUUAAUUCAAUGGAAAAUUUCUUCAGCUUGGUAAAAUAAUUGAAACUGAAGACUGUGAAGCUAGCAAUUACCCCAAAAAACCAUCAUCAAAGAGGGCCUAGUGAAAACUGUUGCUGGGUGCGGGCGUUUUAAAUCACAUCACUCGAACAAAACAGCAAACGGUCGGUUAAAAAUGGAACCCGGUGAACGUAAAAACAUAAAAGUGGCCGUACGGGUGCGACCGUUCAACCGCCGUGAGUUGGAGCAAAAUCAGCGGAACAUAAUCAAGGUUCUGGACCGUUCCACACUUAUGUUUGACCCGGACGAGGACGAAGAUGAAUUUUUUUUUCACGGCAUGAAACAAACCCACCGGGACAUCACAAAACGAGUGAAGAAAAAACUGACCAUGGAGUACGAUGAGGUGUUCGAUGCGGAGGCAACAAACGAGAAAAUCUUUCAACAUUGUACCAAACCACUGGUCGAAUCGGUCAUGGACGGUUACAACUGCAGCGUUUUCGUGUACGGGGCAACGGGAGCGGGGAAAACGUUCACGAUGUUAGGAAGCGAGGAAUGCCCGGGUAUCACUUUCCUAACUAUGCGAGAGCUGUUCCGGCAGAUUGUACAAUUGAGCGAUGUGCGCAAAUUCGACAUUGGAAUUUCGUAUUUGGAAGUUUACAACGAAUUGGUGAUGAAUCUGCUAACCAAGAGUGGCCCAUUGAAACUGAGGGAAGACGCCAGUGGAGUUGUGGUCAGUGGGUUGGUUUUGAAGCAGAUACAUAAUGCUGAAGAAUUGCUUGAAUUGCUAGCAUUAGGAAAUCAAAACCGAACUCAACAUCCUACCGAUGCCAAUGCUGAGAGUAGUCGAAGCCAUGCUAUUUUCCAGGUGCACAUUCGAAUGGUCGACAAAACAACAGGCCAGAAGAAAACAGUUAAACUAUCUAUGAUCGACCUGGCUGGGAGUGAACGUGCUGCCAGUACGAAAGGAAUCGGUAUUCGCUUCAAGGAAGGCGCCAAUAUAAAUAAAAGUCUACUGGCGCUUGGUAACUGCAUCAACAAACUGGCUGACGGACUCAAGCACAUCCCUUACAGAGAUUCCAAUUUGACUCGAAUUUUAAAAGAUAGCCUCGGAGGAAACUGCCAAACAGUGAUGAUUGCUAACAUUUCCCCUUCAUCGCUUACAUAUGAAGACACCUACAAUACCCUUAAAUAUGCAUCACGUGCCAAAAAGAUACGUACGAGUCUUAAACAAAACAUUGUACCAAACAAUGUGCCGAAAGAAUUUUUGGUCAAGAAGGUCAACGAGCAGGCUGCUGAAAUUGAAAGACUCAAAGCAAAAUUGAAGGAAGUUGAAGAUCAGAAAGUGGUUGCUGUAAAACCGACGGCCUCAUAUGUGAUUCCUUCAGCUGAAUUUACUAUGCCAGACGCUACGUUGUUGAACACAUGGCGAUCGAAAAUCAAUAACGCCUACGCAAUUGUCCGCAAAGCCCAAGAUCACUACUUUAACCUUCAGAGUAAGGAAAAGAUACUGAACCUGCGUAGCAAGCUGAAAGAGCAUGUUGAGGAAAUUAAGAAAAUUCUUAGUCUGGAUGGGAAGCACUUAGAUGAAGAUAUUGCCCGACUAGAGGCAUCUAUUGACCGUUACGGAAAACAGGUGGUCCGACAGAAGGAAGAAAUGGAUCGGUGGGCAAAGCGAUAUAAAGAUGCUGUUAAAAAUUUGCAAUCAUUACGAUCCGAGGUGGAGAGUAGUUCGGAGGUCGGCCCAAUUAUGAUAUACUAUCUCCAGGCCAAAGACCAAGAGCUGGAUGCCGUCAAGUCUCAGCUAAAGAAGAAUCAUGUUAUGAAAAUAAGCAACAUCUAUAUUGAAGAAAACAAACAGUGGCAAAGGAUAAUGUGCCUUAGUGGGGAUAUUAUUCAACAGAACUUUUUACUGCUCCGUAGCAUUGGGCGCUUGGAUAAUGUCAUACUCGAAAAAAUGCAAAAGCUAGUGAAAUUAGAUUCUUGUCAACGAGGAGUUAAAUUCUGCGACGACAAUGAGCAAGAAGAGUUGAUGAAAGAAGUCAACAUAACUGAUACUAGCUUUGGAGAAAUAGCUAACCUUUCUGAUUGCAUUCAAGAAAUUGAUAUUAAGAAUGAUUUUAUAAAUGAGUGUGGCGUUAAGCGGCUUAAAGAGGCAGAUGAGUUUGAUGCUGAGCCGAAUAUUAAAAAGUAUAAAAAUGAUAUCAACUUGCUGACUGAUUUCAAAAAGCCUAGCAAAGUUGUUCGGCCACUCAAUUUCAAAGCUCAAAGUCUAAGCGUCAAGACAACAGUUACACGAAAGACGCCCACAAAAGCCCAAAAGACGACAACGAUUGCCCAGUUCAAAGUUCCUAAGCUUAUGUUGAGCAGUGUACCCUCUAAGCCUUCUAGUGCUCAAAAAAGGCAGAAGUUUGCCAAUUCAUCAUCAUCGUCGAACGAUGCCAGUGAUGUUUCGGAUGGGCCUGAUGAAAAUUUUGGCAAUGCAAACAGUACCUUUUGCAUUGAUUCCGAAAAGGAUGCUGCUAGUUCAAUUUUAUCUAACGUAUUGGUGGAAAGUAACGUAGAUCCACAGGUGCUCAAUAAAGUUUUGAGACGGGCAUCAACGAAAGGCAACGUGAUUUCAAAGGUAACACUAACCCUAAACAAGGAAAACCGCAAGUUCAGUCCCAAGCGAGUUGGGAAAAGUCCGAGGCCAUUAAUGCGAACAAACAGCAAAACAACCACUAGCGCGGCGAGUGUUAUCAAUCGGUACCGAAUGAUGAAAGCAGGUGCAAUAUCAGGUCCAUCUUCGUCCGGCAAAGGUAAUAACAGCGAAGGUGAUCGAAGAAAAUAAACGUGUUCGCUAGAGCUUUUUAAAUGAUUGAAAUAUCUUGGUGUUUAUAAAAUCUGUAAAUGUAAUUAUUUAGCUAAGCUUUCACAUGCUUGUAUUUUAGAAACUUCUACAAUAAACAGUGUUUGUUUAGUUCGUUAAGUUAACGGAGUCUUGAAAUCCAAAUUUGAUGAGUUUUUGAUAAACGGUGUAUUUUAAACAUUAAUGAGGAACUAUAAAAUCCAGUUGAUUUUUUUUAACACCGAUAAUUUUAAACAACUGAAACUAACAUUUUUAUAUGCAGAAAUUACUACAGUAAAAUUUUCUUAAUCUAAAUU